AUGGAGCCUGAUAUUAUUGCUACUUCAUCAAGGUCAAAAGGAAAAUCAAAAGUUGGUCCUGGCUCUUGGUCUACCGUUGAGGUUGCCUUACUAGUUAGGUUGAUGGUAGAUAAUGUAAGGGCUGGCAACAAGAGUGGGGCAACUUUAAGCAAUAAUGGUUGGGAUGACAUUCAUACCCGGUUAGAAACCACUCUUGGUAGGGUGUUCGAUAGGAAACAGAUAAGGAACAAGUUCAACAAGAUGAGGAUAGAAUAUGGAAGUUUCAAAUCAUUGCUUCAAACUACGGGAUUUGGAUGGAACUCAUUUACCCAGACAGUUACUGUUGAUGAUGACAGUGUUUGGGAUAAAGCUAUAGUGGCAAAUUCAGGAUGGAAAAAAUUUAGGCAUCAAAGCUUGGCACAUUGGUCUGAACUCCAAAUUAUAUUUGGAGAUUCUUAUGCAAUUCUGAUCGUUUUACAUGCUUUAAAGUUUAAACUUCCAUUGGGAAGGACAUUGCAGCGUUAUUGUGUUUGA
Messenger RNA from Telopea speciosissima, 513 nucleotides. Its product is annotated as L10-interacting MYB domain-containing protein-like. Lineage: Eukaryota; Viridiplantae; Streptophyta; Magnoliopsida; Proteales; Proteaceae. Bases 1 to 513 code for a protein of 170 amino acids. The record is from RefSeq and is a predicted model, not a curated record. The transcript is spliced from 3 exons.